Messenger RNA from Zootermopsis nevadensis, 1012 nucleotides. RefSeq lists its product as uncharacterized. The record is from RefSeq and is a predicted model, not a curated record. NCBI's taxonomy places the organism in Eukaryota, Metazoa, Arthropoda, Insecta, Blattodea, Termopsidae.
CCAAGUGAGGGUUUUGGUUUGAGUGCAGCUGUUGAAGGAUACAGGUGUUCGACUCUAAUAUAAUUUCUCAGCUUGAUUUGAUAGGAGUAAUGGAGGGGUGGGAAAAAAGCAGAAAUAGUUAUAGUGGUUCCCAUCCCUCCGUUACUUUCUGAUAUAAUAUGCCGGCGGUGGUCAAUGGGAUGUUUAUGGUGCUUGAGACCGUACUCAAGAAUCUUGUGCAGACUGUACGUUACUGUGAACGAUGUGGAAAACGCUAGCUACAAUUCAUAAUAAAGGGCUACAUGUAAACAUAAGAAACCAGUUCGUAUAUGAAAUUAUAAACAUAACCCAGAAGUUGUGGUAGUAGACAUGGGUGUUUGUAAGGAUGGUCUACAAUUGAUUGAGUUUUGCUUUUAACGGUGUUUUGUGGUACGUGAACGAAGUCAAUUUAGUGCUGUGAUAUGUCUGAAUCCAACAGUUCUCUGCAAUGUCAAAAAGGAGCAUAACUUAUAUUAAGCCACAAGAACCAAGUUUUCUAACGAGGUUAAAGGCAGAAGCAGGAUAUAAAGAACCUGAUACUGUGGAGACAAAGAGAGAGAUUCUGCCAUGUGAUGCUGAUGAACUGAAGGACAAGGAAGAUGAUCAGCCAGUUGUAGUUGUACUUAAACCUGGUGAUCUGACAGCAGAAGAGGCAGCGAAGAUCGAGAAGGAAGAGGAACAAGCUCCAGCCAACCUUGAGGAUCGAAUCGUCUUCCGGGCACCCACGAAGAGUUCCGGUAGCUCAGGGUCAAAGCGCAGUCGAUCCGAGGAGGAUCGGCCAGCGAAGAGAAAUAAGGUCACAGGCGUCAAGAAUACGAAACUACUGUCUUUUGAUCAGGAAGACGAAGACGACGUUUAAAGCGAGACGGAUUACGAUGAGGUGGCAACCAGGUUCGGCAAGGUCAAUGCCUUAGUAUAAGAAGAUCCAUCCUUCCAAAGAAAGCAUUAUAUUUUGAAAUGCGAUACAUAACUGAAAUUUUUUUUCGUGGGUUAC